AUGACAGCGCGUCAUCUGCUUCGACAUUCACCUGCUGCUUCUGAGAUAUUGACUAAAUGGACUUGUGAACAUCGGGACAGCCCAUAUCCUACUGCUGCCGAGAAAGAAACUCUACGAGGACUGACAGGUCUGAAUGUACGACAGCUCAAUACUUGGUUUGCAAAUUAUCGUCGGCGGAAGCAAGCUGGACGCCCAAGCAAGGAUACGUCGGCCACAACACCUCAACUCGUGACGGACGCAAUUGAGAAUGAACCAGAUACUCAAGCUGUUCCUGAGCAGGAGACAUCCCUUUUGCUUCAAGGCAAGAAAUUCCAAUGCACCUUCUGUACCGACACCUUUAGCACAAAGUACGAUUGGACCAGACACGAGACUUCCUGUCACAUCCCACUGAAACGCUAUAUUUGUUGUCCCUUUUCUGCUGUGCAGCAAUGCGCAAGCACUGGUAAUCAGAUCUGCGCCUACUGCGGCCUCACAUCUCCGACCUCGGAACACAUCGCGUCUCACAAUCAUGACUAUUGUCAAUCGAGAGAACCAAAUGCUAGGAUAUUCCUUCGAAAAGACCAUCUUCGCCAGCAUCUGCGUUCUGUACAUGAGUGUGGUAUGCUUCCACAUAUGGAUGACUGGCUUCUGGAAGCCGCAUGGGUGAACAGCCGCUGUGGCUUCUGUGGCGAGCGCUUUACAACAUGGAACGAAAGGAACGAACACCUCGCUAGUCACUUCAGGGAUGGUUACCAUAUGGGUAUGUGGAAAGGCUGUAGAGGCUUUGACGGCGCUGUAUCUGCUCAAGUAAUAGCGGCCAUGCCACCAUUUCUUAUUGAUUUGGAACGCCUGCGUCCAUUCCCUUUCAGCGCCUCCAAUGCAAAACGUGGUCCCGGUCUGCCACAAAACAGGUCUUGGGAGUUUCUCGUGGCGGGAUUGCAUCGUUUGGUUAAGUAUAGAGCAUCACAAAGUCGUCCUGUAUCAGACCAAGACCUUCAGGAUGAAGCCCGGCUCCUGACUUACGGGUCAUCCACUGCCGACAUUCAUACUGCAGCCGACAAUCCUGAAUGGCUAGAUCUGUUCAAAAAAGCUUACAGUCUCGGUAUCUUGACGUGUCUUACCGAAGGACAGGAACCUUACACGGCCGAAGACCUUGAAGUCUACCACGAUCUUGGAAUCGCGAUACCUUCCUUGUCGCAAGAGCAACGAACAUCUGCCCUUCUUGUAUUGUUCCAGAAUGAUGGACCCAUACCAAAGGCAUAUCGCCGUUUUUCCGCUUCACGUGUUCCUCUGCAGAAGGCGCUGCCUUUUGAAACGAUUUCUGGUCCUUGGCCUGAUGCAGUGGGUGUUCCGAAAGACACUGGGAGCAGAGCUUAG
Molecule: messenger RNA, 1356 nt
Organism: Aureobasidium melanogenum CBS 110374
Lineage: Eukaryota; Fungi; Ascomycota; Dothideomycetes; Dothideales; Saccotheciaceae
Exons: 2
Coding region: 1-1356 (451 amino acids)
Biological process (GO): regulation of DNA-templated transcription
Molecular function (GO): DNA binding
Source: RefSeq, a predicted model, not a curated record